AUGCACCCAAGAUGGAGAAGUCUGACUCUCCACUGCUCUACCCGGCGUCUCUGUUGUACACUUCUUCCAUUUGUCAUUCAGCAUUACCGCUCUUUUCCCUCACGCGAAUUCCAUUCUGGUGCGUCACGAUGGCAAGACGGCCGUGUUCCACUUCGCAAGAAACUGAAAGAUGCUGCAAAGGCCGCAAAAACGGCUUCAGAAGCUCCAAGUCCUAGGAGCGCGGAUAUUCUAGACGACUGGGAACUGACGGUUGGCAUCGAAAUCCAUGCCCAGCUCAAUGCCCCCAGAAAGCUCUUCUCAUCCGCCGUUACGGCUCCAAGCACCGAGCCGAAUUCUCAGGUCUCUGCCUUUGAUAUUGCCUUGCCGGGCAGUCAGCCGGUUUUUCAACGCGCCGUCGUUCUGCCCGCACUUCGCGCGGCAUUGGCUUUAGGAUGUACCAUAGAACAAAUCAGUCACUUCGAUCGAAAACAUUACUUCUAUCACGAUCAACCCGCUGGAUAUCAAAUUACUCAAUACUACCAUCCUUUCGCCAGAAAUGGAGCAAUUGUGCUCAAUGAAAAUGAUGGACUUGAACAAGGUCGAACAGUCACGGUGGGGAUCAAACAGGUGCAAUUGGAACAAGACACGGCUCGAACUCAGGAGCAGGACAGCACUACCGUGUUGAUGGACUUUAACCGUUGUGGUCAAGCCUUGAUUGAGAUCAUUUCACUACCAAAUCUACAUUCUCCACGAGAUGCUGCGGCCUAUGUUCGAAAAGUCCAGGCAAUCUUGUAUGCGGUCGAUGCUGUCACCACGGGAAUGGAACAAGGUGGUCUCCGGGCAGAUGUGAACGUUUCUGUUCGUCGUCGAGGCGAGGCCGGGGGAGGUUCCGCUUACGGUGGCGUGACUGGGCUGGGUCAACGGACCGAAAUCAAGAACCUCAGUACGUUCAAGGGGAUUGAAGAUGCAAUCAGGGCAGAAAGAGAUCGCCAAAUCAAGGUUCUUGAGAGUGGUGGAACGGUAGAGGGAGAGACUCGCGGAUGGUCCCUCACAAUGCCCAGUGAGACUCGAAGACUUCGAGGCAAAGAGGGCGAAGUCGAUUACAGAUAUAUGCCGGAUCCGGACAUUGCGCCACUCCACAUUGACUUGGGUUUGGUCGAGUGGGUCAAGACGAGAUUACCGCCUACCCCGGAUGAACUGAUCAAUAUGUUGGAAAUGCAAUACGGGGUUUCGACCGCCGACGCGAGAACGUUGACAUCCCUUGAUGACGGCGACCGGCUGAUAUAUUUUCAAGAAGUUGUUGACGAAUUGAUAAGUCUCAGUAUACAAACCGGCACACCCAGCGACUUUGGACAAAUUGCUGCAAACUGGGUCUUGCAUGAGUUGGGAGCUCUAUUCGCCACUGACGAGAGUUCCUGGUCCAAUUGGCUUGUUUCUUCACGAGCAUUGGCCGAUCUUAUCUACCGAUUACGAGCGAAUGAGAUCACUGGCGCCUCUGCCAAACAUAUACUCAAACUUUUAUACCACGGCGACAAGCGAAAACUAGCCGAGAUUAUUAGAGAAGAGGAUCUGAGUUAUUCGGAGAUGACCUCGGACGUUUACGAGGCAAUUGCGAAGGAGAUCAUCGAGAAAUUCCCUCAACAUGUCAAAGAUAUUGUGGAGAAAGGGAAGGUCGGAAAGAUUCAAUUCCUGAUGGGACAAAUGAUGAGACAUGAACGGAAAAGCGAUAUGCGAGCUCCAGAAGCGGAGAAAGCACUUCAUCGAUUGUUACUUGGGAACGAAUGA
Rhinocladiella mackenziei CBS 650.93 is the source of this 1764-nucleotide messenger RNA. RefSeq names its product aspartyl/glutamyl-tRNA(Asn/Gln) amidotransferase, B subunit. The transcript has 2 exons. NCBI's taxonomy places the organism in Eukaryota, Fungi, Ascomycota, Eurotiomycetes, Chaetothyriales, Herpotrichiellaceae. Gene Ontology annotation, biological process: glutaminyl-tRNAGln biosynthesis via transamidation; mitochondrial translation. The record is from RefSeq and is a predicted model, not a curated record. Gene Ontology annotation, molecular function: glutaminyl-tRNA synthase (glutamine-hydrolyzing) activity. Bases 1 to 1764 code for a protein of 587 amino acids.